Molecule: messenger RNA, 1728 nt
Organism: Pipra filicauda (Wire-tailed manakin)
Lineage: Eukaryota; Metazoa; Chordata; Aves; Passeriformes; Pipridae
Gene: C1GALT1C1
Product: C1GALT1 specific chaperone 1
Exons: 2
Coding region: 22-978 (318 amino acids)
Molecular function (GO): N-acetylgalactosaminide beta-1,3-galactosyltransferase activity
Source: RefSeq, a predicted model, not a curated record
GGCGCGCGCGGCUCCGGAAAAAUGAUUUCUGAAAGCAGCUCCUUCGUGAAGGGCAUGGUGCUUGGAGGAGCCUUCUGCAUGUUGGUUACACUGCUGGGGCACAUCAAGGUGGGGCACGGGACCAAAGCGCGGGACCACGAGCACCAUCACAUCCAGGCUCCUGACAAAGAGGAUGUCUUAAACCUUUCUGAGGGUGAACGUAUGGAGCUUAGUAAAAGUAUCCGUGUUUACUGUAUCAUUCUUGUCAAACCAAAAGAUCUGGGGCACUGGGCUGCAGCAAAGGAGACCUGGAGCAAGCACUGCGACAAGGCAGAGUUCUACAGCUCUGAAAAUGUCAAAGUGUUCGAUUCUGUGGCCCUCAACACAAAAGACAUGUGGGUGAUGAUGAGAAAAGCUUACAAGAUAACGUAUGAACGCUACAAGGAUGAAUUCAGCUGGUUCUUUCUUGCGUAUCCAACAACAUUUGCUAUUGUUGAAAAUCUCAAGUACUUCUUGCUGAGAAAAGACCCCUCUCAGCCUUUUUACAUCGGCCACGCUGUGAAAUCUGGUGACCUCGAGUAUGUGGAUGGCGAGGGAGGAAUCGUCUUAAGCAUCGAGUCACUGAGACGACUCUCCAGUGUUCUUGAAGACCCCAACAAGUGUCCGGAGCAGGGAGGUAUGAUUUGGAAACUCGCCGAGGACAAGCAGCUGGCGAUCUGCCUGAAGUACACGGGGGUGUUCGCUGAGAACGCGGAGGAUUCGGAAGGAAAGGACGUCUUCAACACCAAAUCCGUGGGCGCCCUCAUCAAGGAGGCCAUGGCCACCCACCCGCAGCAGGUGGUGGACGGCUGCUGCUCCGACAUGGCCAUCACCUUCAGCGGGCUGAGCCCCAACCACAUGCACGUGAUGAUGUACGGGGUGUACCGGCUGCGGCCCUACGGACACACCUACAGCGAUGCCCUCGCGUUCUUGCCCCCGGAGGGCUCGGACAACGACUGAGGUGCCACCAGGGGAGGAGUGGAGUCGGCUCAUCUCGCGACACUCGUUGGUACUGACACGUGCUGGUCCUGCUGUACAGGUUGUUUUUGCACACUGAGGGUUGGUGAAGGUCCAUUUCAAAAGUGGAAGGAGAAAUUUUUUUUUCUAAAUCUUUUAUACAAAAAUGCUUCUGGCUUUUGACAGAGCCGGAGUGAAAUGAUAAAAAGAAGUUGUUAAUGUUUAUAAUGAAAGGGAAUUAAGUUUAUAGGGGGGGUUUGUACAUGUAAAUAUUUAUUAAUGAAAAUUCAAAUGAAGUUUAGUCUACUCUUACAAAUAUAUUUUUGCAAGAUUUUGAUUCUCUCAGUUCUUCCAGGCAUUUCUAGAAUGUCUUUUUAUCUUUCUAAAGUAUACCAAUAAAACUGACUACAGAUUCAAUCUCAAAGACUAACUUUAAGAUGUUUCUUUUACUCUCAACUACACAAUAGGUUGAGCUACAUUGUUUUAUCAGUUGCUGCUUCAUGUACAGCCUCCUAACGCAGUAAGGAAUUAUCAGGAAGCAAGGUGGCAAGAAAUCCUGUAGGAAGUUGCAGCAUAAUCAUAUCAAGUGCCCUUUGGACUGCUGUUUCUAAGCAGACAAAAGAAAGAGAUAACUGUAUUUGAGUAAGUAUUAAUGUGGUCAGGGAGCCUGUUUGCACAGGAGUAAUUGCUCAUUUAAAACUUCACUCCACCUAUAAGUGUAUUAGAAUAAAGGUUUGGUGUUAUUUCCACUCA